Hippocampus comes (tiger tail seahorse) is the source of this 3192-nucleotide messenger RNA. Its product is annotated as WD repeat-containing protein 37-like. Bases 483 to 1985 code for a protein of 500 amino acids. Gene Ontology annotation, molecular function: protein binding. The transcript has 14 exons. Lineage: Eukaryota; Metazoa; Chordata; Actinopteri; Syngnathiformes; Syngnathidae. The record is from RefSeq and is a predicted model, not a curated record.
ACCUCACUGCGUUUCUAUUGGGCGGAAUAUCGGCGUGACAGCUCAUUGGUGGGGCUAGAACAAAACGCAAACUGCGUAACACGGAAGUGUUUGCACCCGAGCAGUCUGUGAUGUGUCAAAAAAUUGAAAGCAUUUUCCGACCGUUGUACCGUCCACUGACCCACCGUGUUUUUGCACUUGAGAAGGAAUAUCAUGCGUGAUUAGUGUACACCGAGUGACGUUUCACGCUGCGGCGAGAGUUUGUGGUAUGUAGGCAAUGCCAUCUGACAGAAAGUGCUAGAUGCGCUCAUCUGGGUGAACCCUGACAGCGGGCAUAUCCUUGCAAUUUUUUUGAACUGGAAUUUGCCUUUGACCCGCAGGCAGAUGGUGCUAACUGAACAGCGCUGCCCAACCAUCAGCCACCCAGCCCUGUCGGGUUUCGUUUGCCUGCUCUUCAGGUAGGAGGUAAACCGGGGGCGGGGCCAUCCGGCAAAGUAGGCGGAAUGCCCGUUGAGGGUGGGAGCAGCGGCAGCUCUGCCUCAACUGCUCGUCACCCCAAACAAAAGCGCAAGGCUCACAGCCUUUCUAUUCGGCGCACGAACAGUACAGAGGAGAGGCCGCCUGGCAGCCACAGAGGAGAGAUGCUGGAGGGACAGGACUCCAAGCUGCCGCAGUCUCUACGAAACAAUCUUGUCGACCUAUUUGGCCAGAUUGAACGGGAGUUUGAAAAUCUCUACAUCGAAAACCUUGAACUACGACGGGAAAUUGAUUCCCUGAAUGAACGUCUGACUGGCGACGGACAGAAUCUUGAGGGAGGAGAUCCCUCCAAGGGAGCCCUGAAAACAAAAGCCAGCCACAGCACCAGCCAACUGUCACAGAAGCUGAAGACGACCUACAAAGCCUCAACCAGUAAGAUUGUAUCCAGCUUCAAAGCCACAACAGGCUCCCGAGCUUUAUGCCAUCUGCAAAAGGAGUAUGUUGGCCAUCGGGACGGAAUUUGGGACCUCAGUGUGACCAAAACUCAGCCAGUCGUCCUUGGAACCGCUUCAGCAGACCACUCAGCCCUGCUUUGGAGUAUCGAGACUGGGAAAUGUCUGCUCAAGUACGGUGGCCAUGCAGGAUCAGUCAACUCGAUCAAGUUCCACCCCACAGAGCAGAUGGCCCUCACAGCCUCCGGGGACCAGACGGCUCACAUCUGGCGCUACAUGGUGCAACUACCUGCCCCCCAGCCAGCACCAGAUGUCAAUGCACCGUGUGACGAUGACCAGGAUUCUUCAGACCGCGAAGAAGGCGAGGUGGACGGCGAAGGCCCUUGCGAGGUGCCCACUGUCCGGGUUGCUACGGCAACCCUGAAAAGUCACCAGGGUGUCGUUAUCACAGCUGAUUGGCUGGUGGGGGGCCGACAAGUGGUGACAGCUUCUUGGGAUCGUGCUGCCAACCUUUAUGAGGUGGAGACCUCUGAACUGGUGCACACUCUCACUGGCCAUGACCAAGAGUUGACCCACUGUUGCACCCACCCAACCCAGCGGUUGGUCGUCACCUCAUCCAGGGACACCACCUUCAGAUUGUGGGACUUCAGAGAUCCAUCCAUCCACUCCGUCAAUGUCUUCCAGGGCCACACCGACACGGUGACAUCAGCAGUGUUCACGGCUGGGGACAACGUGGUGUCAGGGAGUGACGACCGCACGGUUAAAGUGUGGGAUCUGAAGAACAUGAGGUCGCCAAUAGCAACCAUCCGCACCGACUCGGCUGUCAACAGGAUAAGCGUCUCUGCCAACCAGAGGAUCAUCGCCCUGCCGCAUGACAAUCGACAAGUGCGGCUGUUUGACAUGAGCGGCGUGCGACUGGCCCGACUGCCUCGCAGCAACAGAAUGGGCCACAGGCGCAUGGUGUGUUGCACGGCAUGGAACGAGGAGAACCAAACAUGCAACCUGUUCACCUGCGGCUUCGACCGGCAGGCCAUCGGCUGGAACAUCAACAUCCCCGCCUUGCUGCAGGAGAAAUGAAGCCCGGUCGAGCGUUAACGCGCAAAUCCCUCCGCAUAAACUGCUGUCUUAGAAAUAAAGUAAGCCAUGUUCACAUCUGGUGAGUUGGAAGCUGUCUACGGGCGUGAGGCCGAAAAAUAUUGAGAUGUUGGGCUUAAGCGUGAAAUUUCAGGAUGACCCUAAAAGGCACUUUAAGCUGUUCAGCUGAAUUGCAAUUCCAUCUGUGAACUUUUGAAUAAACUUUUGAAACCCCCGUUGUGAAUGUUGCCGUGGAGCUUCGCGUUCGUGAACAGCCUGUCGUGCAAAUAACUGAAAAAAACAGUUGGAAGUGCAUUCCAAGGUUUGGAUAAGGUCGAAUUCAGUUCAUCUGUGAAGGUGGUCUUGCAUCCUGAAAUUUCAGCCCAAAAGCCCACAUCCCCAACUUUUUGUGAGUCGCGUAUGUUCAUGUGUAUUCACAUCACUGCUGUAAAGUUACUGCUGAGUGGUUGCAUGAAGAGAAAUCGAGCCGCUUCUAUUAAAUUUUAAAGACAAUUUGUUAAGUAUGAUAAAAUGUACGUACGUCUUGUGCCGUUGCCUGAACAAGUGGCCUCCAUCAGAUUCUUGCAAAUGAAUGGAUUAUACUGUUGUAUAGUACAGAUCCUUUUUGUUCAGAAAGACACCAAUGAAGACGUUGUGAUCAUUUAAGCCUUUUUGUCAAGCUGUAGUAGUGCCUCAUGAGAAAUCCAAAUGAUUUGCUUCCUGAACGUUUCACAGCUACACCAUUCCAAAAAGAAAAAUGAUUGUCCACAGUGCUUCGAUGUCAACAGUUCAAACUUAUGUUGCCUGGUUCCGUGUUUUGCAUUGGGACUAUUUCCUUUCGCUGUUUGCUUUAUUCUGCCUUUCUGAAAAGAUGCAAAGUGUUGUAAUAAUGUGUCAGGACAGUGCAUCUUUACGCUCGUUCAUGUGAAGAAUUUUUUCGAGUAAUUAUACACCAGUGUUGUUAUUUUAGGAGUGACUGCAUCCAAAUAAUGACCCUGUAAUUCCGAGGCUUAGUGCAUCAUCACCUGCCUGUUGCCAACUCAAAUGUCUUUUUGUUUUUUUCUGCCUGUCAUGUUACAUACACAAGUUGUUGGUUACUGCUUAUGUUUCACGAAUGUGACGUUUACAAUUUGUUUUCAAAAAUCCCUAUGUGACCUCUUGCAUCUUUUUUAAGUCGAACACUCUUCAUCUGAAUAUAUCAUAUCAAUAU